AAUAUACAUACACACAUACAACCAUACAAAGAUGACAACGACACCAAACUCUCCCCUCGCCGUUAUUCUGUCUCUUUUUCAUUCCUCCCGUUUAUCUAGUUUUCUUUAAGGCCUAUGCAAAUUCGCGCGUGAGGUGUUAAAAUCUUAAAGUUCCGGUUAGCAGCUACAUUUGCCAUUUAUCAUUCUUUACCAUCGUUAUUAUACAUCACUUGCUACUACGCCGACAAGUUUUCAAAUACACGUUCAUCGUGGCACCUGUGGAAAAUGUACAUGCGUGUAAUGCGAUACUCGACCUUACUAUCAUCGUUUCUUUGUCUUUUUCAUGUAGAAUGUGUAAGACACACGAGUCCAUUAAAAAAAAUGCGAUACGUCAUAUGUAUGUGAGUCUUUCGUGGCGCGAUAACUACACUUUUGUGGAAAAGAUCACCACAAGGCAAUGAAGAUGAGUUUCUCUCUAUCCUCACUUCAGCCUUCUAGCAAUAGUCUAGAAAGGCGGAAGCAAGUGAGCAUGCCGUUAGAAAGACCUUAUAACAGUCUUACCAAAAAAAGAAAAGAUCCAAAACAAAUGCAAUGUCAAAGAAUGUGGACUAACAGAGAAGAUAGCAAAGAUGACUUUUGGGCUGCGAUACGGUCCAAUUAUGAUUAUAUUAUGGAUACUAAUUUAAUUGAUAGUUGUAAGGAAGCUAAUGGUGAAUUAACUUGGGACGAGACAGACGUAUCCACUCAGUCGUGGAGUUUGAAGGAAGUUAGUUGCCAAUUUUCAGAGCUUUAUUCGUGGUUAAGAGUCCUUCAGGAAUUAGUUUAUUCUAAAGAAGAAAACCUUUUGGACAAAAGCUUACGUGCGGCUCACAUGGAGGAGUUGCGACGUAGGGCAUACAGAAGAAAAUUGUUCAAUGAACAAGCAGAAAAAUUAGUAGCAUGCACCCCUGCAUUAAAAGAUGAAGUGGCGUGGCGUGUUAAUCAUUUAAAUACAAAGUGGGAAUUAGUAGAACAAAUUAUGGCACCUGUAGAACGGACUGUGUCCGACGAACAGGACGUAUCUGCAGACUUUGAACACGAAGUGCGGUGUUUAAGAAAAUGGUUACGAGAAAUGGAAUCGCGUUUGAAGCCAUUGAGUUUUCACGUAGAUUGGACUUUAGCAGAAUUAGAAGAAAAGGCAAUGGAGCAUAUGAUACUCCAACGAGACAUAGAGGCACACGGGCGUAUCAUAAGCUCGGUCGUGAAGUUGAGCGAGAGAGUAUUCAAGCAACGACAGCAACAGUCUGCCCAAUCAUUAAGAGUCGCGAGAUCGCUCGAGCGUCGCUGGCAUCUUCUCUUUUUACGUGCUCUCGAGUGGCAGUGUCAUAUCGAAACCCUUGCAUCGCGAGCAAGUAAUAAGAGUGGCGUUUCUUGCCAAUGCAGUAGCGAGAGCGACGAGGAGCCGGUCACGAAACAGCCUCGCUUGAGUUGUAGUAGACAAUCUUGUGGUUCCGGAAGAGAAUCUCCUGCCUCCGUUGGUAUUACUCCGACUACAACGAUCAUUAACAGCACUACUACAACUGCAACUGCUACUACUACUACUACUAUUACUACUACUACUACUACCACUACUACUACCACUACUACUACUACUACUAGUACUACUGCUAAAUACGUUCGUACGAAGCAAACAAAGCAUUUUAGAUCUCGAGUAAGAAGAGAUUCCGAGAGAACGAACAGUUCAAGAAACGAAUUUUCGGAUAGCGAUGCUUCGUCCGAGAUUCAAUCUGUCGACGAAGGAUCCUACUUUGAGGAUGAAUUAUGUCAAUUCUGUGUGAUGGAUGCUAAGUUCGAGGAAGCAGAAAGUAGUAUUACUAGAAUAGUUCACGGAGUAGCGAUAGAAACAGGAGACCAGGGGGAAGAGGCUGACGUAGAAGAAGAGGAAAGAGACGACAUGCCGCCGACACCUAAUACCGCACCGAUGACGUCGUCUACGACGACGAUAAUACGAAAUCAGACGGCUGAACAGGCUAAAGAAUCCGUACCAUCAAAAGAGACCCUGAAGAGACGUCGUUCACUGACGCCAUCCACAAAUGCAUCGCCGAUUGAGGAGGCAGCUUGCUUUAACACAUCCGAUAGAAAAUCAAAGAAUUGCGCCAUCUUUUAUUUCAAACAUUUAGAUACGGAUUCCGAAGUGGAUUGUUGUCAGGCAAACGAAGAAUCCGCAAAUAUGGUAGAUGAUUCCUCCGAGGAAGAAUGGACUUACACAUCUUCCCGUGCUAAUAAUUAUGUUUGCUCAGAGGAGAGGAAAACAAACGUGGUCGUUCGAUUAGAUUUCGACGAGACGCCGCGUGUUAGCGUAAAUGAGAAGAUGCGAUUUGUAGAACACAAUGACAGAAUGGCUGAAGUUAAAGAGAACGAAGAGGUUGAGGAGCGAAUAUCGAAGAGACAGGCGAAGAAUGUCGAUCACGAGGAAGAGGAGGAAGAGGAGGAGGAGGACGAAGAGGAGGUGGCAGCGAUAGCGGAUGCUCCAGAAAAGGAUAGCGAUGACGAUGCGAAGAGCGACAAAGCUAGCAUAGGAAGAUUGAUAAAGGAAGUAGAAAAGUUGGUAAGGGAAGAGAGACAGGCUACUUUUCCCAGAACGUUUCCUCCUUUAAUAUUUGAAGAAAAAAAGGGGACAACGAUGAAUCACCGGGCGAAAUAUGCUCGUAUAAAGGAAUGGUUGAGAAUGAACUCAGCAAGAGGUCAUGAAGUUGCGAGGACAGGCUUAUUACAGCCCCUAGACAGCUGUGACGCGAGUGGGGAAUAUACGACAGAGGAAUCUGAUGGGGAGAGGCAAUCUGUCUCGUCGGAGGAUCUGCAGAGUAGUGUCGCGACCUAUCGUCGCUUUGAAAGCGGAGCUCUCGGCCGAGCACAGUCACAGUCGAUGUCGCAAGAAAUAAUUGAGGACUUUGAUAAAACGCCCGUCAAUGAAAACCGUUCGGUAUUGGAUAGCUGUACACCAAAAGUUAUAAUGCGUUCGAGACAAAAAACAAAUGGUCCUAGACCUUGGAGCGUUUCUUGCAUAUCACAAAUAGCUUCAAGUUCCGGAUUGAAUCAGGUCAAUGAUUCCAUCUCGCAAUUCUCGAUCUCGCAAUCUGAGACAGCCCUGCAUCAGCUCGUUGUAUCACCGCCAACUAAAUCUAUUUCGUUGGAUGCUGCAGGUUUACCUAAGUCAUUUAAUAAUUCAACGUCGACUUUGCUAGAGGAGUCGAUCAUAUGUCAAGACGGACGUACUGCUAGAAAUAGUUCAUUACGUAGGAAAAAAAGUAGGCUUAAGAAGAAACAUUUGGGUCGGAAAAGUGGUUCUAGUUCCGAAUGUGUUAGUGGAAAUCAUCAUUCGGCAGGAAGCGAUGGUAGUUUGAAUCAACAAAAAUCUCUUCGUAAGAUGAAUACAAAUCGAGUUUUACGUGCAGUUUCAAGGGAGUGUUAUGGACAUUCGACGACUCUUGUUAAAUCUGGUUCCUUCUCAGGAUGUACCGCUCAUCAACAAUUAAACGUUGAAACAUUGCCUGUGGGCGAUUCUUCACUGGCACUUGCUAUGCCCUGCUGUCGUGACUUGGUUGCUUCAACGGAGGCGGAAGAAGAAGAACGCAGUUGUAUCAAAGGUUGUUCCACUUAUGAAGACAGUUUAUUAGACACUGUCCUUAAUAGCAAAGAACUCUACAAUCGACAAUCUAAUGUCGACAGUGACGUAGAAAUGAAUAGCCUUGGUAACAAUUCUUUCUCAGAGCAAGCUUGGGAUAAUUAUCAGGAAAAAUAUAUGAGUGAAACAUACAGUGAAGCGCCGGAUGUAGAAACAGCACGAAGAUUGUUGGACUUUGGAGAUGAUUAUAGAAACUUUCUUGAUAGUCAAUCGGAUUGUGCUUCUAGUAUGAGUGCUCUUCCUGGUAGUUCAUCAGUGAUGCCUCGAAAUCGGAUGCGCCAUGAAGUAACCGAUACUACUGAAGACAGUGAUAGCGACGUGGAAGAAAUACGUAAUGUCCUUGAAAAAUCACAAUCGCAAUGCGUGCUUGCGGAAAACCUUUUUUUAAGAUCAAAUGGAACUCUACCGCAGGAAAGUGUCGAAGUGGAAAGUGCGUGCAGGGAGAAUUUGAGAUGCCUGAACACAUUGCUCGAAUCUAUCAGCGGAUCAUUCCGGACUGAGAAAUAUACGAAGCAAGUUCGUGGUGCAAUAGAAAGAUGGGAAUUGUUAGCAUCUCGGGUGGAAGAAAGUCGAAUGGCGAGUUCGCUUCAUCAGGAGUUAUCCGCGAUGCUGCUGGAAUUUAAAGCCUCGCACAACAGGCUUAUGGCUUAUGAGAUCGUUUUGGAACAACCUCAUGUUCUGGACGAGCGUAUUAAUCGAAUUACGGCGGAAUUGAUCGCUCUAAGGGAACGCAAGGCAGCGAUGUUGGCAUUGAACGUCUCGGCGCAUCGAUUGAUCACCGACCUAGGUGCCUCUACGUCUUUAAUUUUUACGGCCUUGAAGGACGGCGUAGCUGAUCUUUACAGAGUUUGGGACGAGACGUUUCAAAGAGGAAAUCAACGUCUAUGCGCUCUUCAAACUGUCCAACAAUUUAGCAUACGCCUAUCGGAACUUCAAUGCGAUUUACGUAGAGACAAGGAUACUUUAGCGGUGCUGGACGUUGCUCUUCAAGCCGGUGCUACUUCGGAAGUUGCCUCUUCCGUACGUCACGUUGCUCGUCUUCUUUCAGAGAAGCAAGAGGUUCAUUCUCAGAACGAGACGGUGAUAAUGAAUGAUGCGACGAUCGUGGAAAUAACUGCAUGUCCUCUGGCAAAGUUUACUGAUCAGUCAGCAACGUUAUUGAGCCAAGAAGGUGGUUCACUAUCGGACAGUGGAAUAUCUGAUAGCGGUAGCGAGCAGGAGCUGAGCGAACGAGAACGUCGAUUGGCAGCUCUUCGUCGUUUGACGCGUAGCUUGGAGAAUCAACUUGAUCCAGGAAGCGAAGCUUUAACCGAACUUUGGAAAAGGGUCGAGGACGCUGAAAUCGAGCUACGUGAUUUACAGAAACAGUGUCGCGAACUGAUCGUUCGUACUGCAGCCAGCGUCGAAAAUCGUACUAUUAAAAGAAUGUCUGGUCAGCAUCAUUAUCGUACCGACAAACGCAAGAAGGCAUCUGGCAAUGAUGACAACAACAUUGAUGAUGAUGCAAUUAAAGAUCAAUCAGAGAUGGACGCUUAUGUUGGUACAACAAAAUCCGAGGACACUGGUGAUCCGGAGAACGAACCGGACAUUCCUCAUAGUUGGAUAUGGCGUAUCCUGAGGGCCGCAUUGCCCUUCCAGUUGGCUCUAGUCGCUCUUUUCUGUGCCGCCUGUCUUCUCGAACCACAUUGCUGCGAAGCAGCCAACACUCUCAAUCUCUCUUUGACUCCGCAGCUUCGUUACAUCAGAGGACCCCCUCCAGUGUAAAUAAACGUCGUCCAGUUCGACCGAUUCGUUACAGCACAGAAUAUGUGUGGGUGUUUGCGUGUAUGUAUAUGUGUACGUUUAAGUGUAUGUAUGUGUGUGUGUGUGUGUAUUUGUGUACAUAUGUGUGCGUGUAUUUGUAUACGUAUGUAUUUGUAUACAUAUGACAGUGCCAUCGUUCGUAACUUGAUCGACGACUUUUUUCUUUCUAGUUUACGUACUGCCCUCGUUGUUUUCUUGAUAUAUAUAUAUAUAUAUAUGUGUAUCUGUGUGUGUGUGUGUGUGUGUGUGUUAUAUAUGUAUGUAUAUGUUUAUGUAUGUAUGUUUUUAUACACUGCCUGCUUCGUCGUCAGAUCGACGAUUAAUUUUUCAUUAUGCUCAAAUUUUCUUACGCGAGGAGUACAACUGGAAAGAAAUAGUCUUUGUUCGAAAAUUGAUUCAAAGAUUUCAUUCGAGAACUUGUUUAAUCAUUUCGUUCGAGUUACGACGAUCGAGCAUAUUUUUAUUUGUUCUCUUCUUUUUUGUAUAUAUAUAUAUAUAUAUCUUUAUUUAUAGAAAUGCUAUUUAUCGAACAAAGAGAUAAAUGAGAGAAGACCGGAGGACCGGUUAAUAUAAUAUGGCGAAUUUGAAGUCGCAACAAAUAAUAACGUUAUAAUAAUUACAUGGAAGAUCAUAAUGAUCGAGUUAUUAACGAUGAUAGGAUUCUUUUUUAUUUUUUAUUGUUAGAAGAAGAAAUAUAUAUUUAUUGAAAGACGUAUGGCGGACCAAUAUGGCAGCCGAAUAUAUCAUUUCCGAAUAAAAGCGGUUUGCUUUCGGAAAAUGAAAAACACCACGUAGAAUGAAAAAUCGAAAUUGAGUUCGAUUUAGACGUACCAGUAUUGCGAGUAUUUACACAUUAUAUGUUACUAUUCUCGCAGAAAGAUUUAUACGAUCCGACUUUAAAGAGAGAGCCUUUUACUUAUCUGGGUAGAAGGAUGAGGAGAAAGAGGAAGUAGAAGAAGAAGAAGAAGUAGAAAAAUUAGAAAAAGAAACAGGUGUAGAUCGAAGUAGUAAAACCGAUUUUGUUUCUACUGUCGUUUCUCGAGACAGUGACAGAAUUGGAAAGUAGGCUGAUUUGGUGAUAAAGCCUUCGAAGGAAUCAGAUAGAUGAUAGAUAGAUAGAUAGAUAAAUAAAGAGAGAAAAAGAGAGAGAGAGGGAGAGAAAGAGGAAGAGAGAGAAGAUAGACAAAGAGAGAAAAAUGUAAGUUUCAUUGGGGAUAACGGGAAAUCGUUCUGCGGACCAGUAUUUUUCUAUUUUCGUCCAGAUUCACUGCACAUACGUAUGUAUGUAGCUUGUUAGAACAUGAUCUCCCAUCACCAUCUUCAUUUCUCGUUACACCAUCAUCGUACGGCUCACUCACGUUUUCGUCAUUUAUUUCGUCUUUUUAUUAUUUUUUUUUUUUUUUUAAUGUUUUUUUCCUCAAUAUAAUUCUCUUCCUAACAAGAAAGAAGAGUUUUUCAUUAUUAAAAAUCAAAUUAGAUCGGAAAACGAUGAAAAUUCCGAAUGCUAAUUUGAAUUCGUUAAAUAUCAUGUUCAUUAAUUUUGUUUUUUCUAUAAUAAUGGUGUAUAUAUACGAUCGAUUACGACGUAUGACGAGAAGAUUAUCUACAAGAGAUUAGAUUUUCGCUUAUUAUAAAGCGUGUUACACUGCCAUCGUAGAAGAGAAGAGACGUUCAUUAAAAAAUCUUAUUUACUCGUUUAUAAUGAACAAACGGAUGUGCAAAAUAGAUAAAGAAGUGUUAGUAGGAGUAUUGUCUGUUAUAAUACAGACUUUGAUGCUAAUUGAACAGUUGAUAACGAAGAUCGACAACAAUCCAUUUGAAGGGAUAGCACAACUAUUUUUAUUUCUUUUCAUUUCUUUUUCUUUUCUUUUUUUUUCUCCAUUUCUUUUCCUUUUGAUAUCGAUAUCACUUCGAUGUCGAGUCGCUUACUAAUACGUUAAAAAGAUAAAUAAAACGAUCAACUGUGUUUUUUACAGUUAAAGUAGAUAACCGAAAACGGUUUGAUAAUUCGCGUAUUUUUAAUACGCGAAAAUGGAGAAAUAUUUGUAAAGACGUGAAAUCGACAUCGAUUACUGAACAUGUCAUCGUCUUGUACACACAUACACACUCACAAAAUGAGCUUAUUUUUUCUUUUUUCUUUUUUAUUUCAUCGUUGAGAACAUCAAUUAAUCGUGUCUUUUGAGGUAGAGCGUAGAAAGGUAGUUAUACGCUUUGUGUAAAGUUCUUCACGAUUUAUCAGAAAGACAUAUUUAACAAAACUUUCUUUCAUUCAUGACGAAUUAUGAUUACAGGACAAUUCUCUUGCAAUCGCGAUGAUGACUUCCGAUCUUUCGUACGAUGCUUACCGUGUAAGCGUACUCAUUUGUGUGUAUUGAAAAAAAAAAAUAAAAAUAGGAAUAAAGUAAAAUAAAAACAAAGAUAAAAAUAAAAAUUAAAAUAAAAAUAAAAUAAAAAAAUUAGCAAUAAUGUAUUGCUAACGCUUGCUCGGAUUCAUUAAAGAUGACUAGCGACGCACUUUAAUCCAUAAUCGACGAAAUGCAUUUUGCAGACCAUUUUACAUCUUUUACAUUAUACGUUAUGACGUAUGACAACGACGUUAUUUUAAUGUAUUUUCAUAGAAAUCGCGUACAUCGAUAUUACUUGAUUAAGUACGUGUUGGUGUUUUAAAAGAAGAUUCACGAUUGACCGUUCAGCAUUGAACGUUGGACGAAAAACUUGCAAGUUUUUCGUAAUUAAAGAAACAAUUGAUGAUCGAUCGAUCAAUAGAUCGAUCGUAUUUGUACAUUUAUGAUUUAUGUACUGCAGCGAUAACUAAGGAGAGAGUAUGCGAUAAUACCUAUCCUUCUUGCUCUCCUUUUAGGAUAAUGUGGGAUUUUAAACAAAAAAAAUUAAUAAAAGAAUGAAAAAAAGACUAAGAAAAAAAGAGAUGGAGGGAGAAAGAGAAACGUUGAAGAUGGAGAUACGAAGAUAAAAUAAGGGUAAAAGUUUGUUUACAUGAUUAACGACGAUCUAUCAUAUAUCCUACAAGUAUCAACGAAAUGUACAACUUUUUUUAAACGAUUUCCUUGUUUCAUUAUUAUUAUUAUUAUUAAUAUUAUUAUUAUUAUUAUUAUUAUAAUUAUUAUUAUAAUUAUUAUUAUUAUUAUUAUUAUUAUUUUUCUUUUUCUUUUUUUUUUUUUACACAACUAUCUUAGCUAAUUACUUUAACGACGAUAAUUGUGUGUUGUAGACCAUGAUUUCAUCCGAAAGAUUGUUCGUGUUUAGACGACAAAUAUAAAUUGACGGUUUCGAAGUCGUUCUUUCGAUAUUAUCAAAUAGUAUUACCUUUAGUAUAACACGGCACUGUUCUUAAAUUUUUAACUAUUUCGAUGCUCUAAUUUUACGUUGUCCCCUUUGGGAUGAUUUUUAAUAAAAUGAUGAAAUAUUAUUCGAUAGAAUCGAACAUUCUACUUUGAUGUAUCGAAAUUGAUCGAACGACGAAUUUGUACGGAUAAAUUCCAAUUUGUUCGUCAAUCAACCGCUCGAUUGAUAGAUUGAAAAAUAGAUAGAUAGAUCGAUUUCACCGUCUCCCAUUAAUAUUUUCUUCUCCUUUAGUCCAAACUUGAAAGUUAUCUUGUACUUUGGAGAUUUUACUUUGAAUAAUUAUUAAAGUAACCCUCGCUGAUUGAAUGUUUUUAUAAUACAUGAUUGAAAUUUUAUGCCCGAUCAAUGAGUAUGAACGUUUUGAAAUUUUAAUAUCAAUUGGAAAUGUCAUUUUAAUUAUUUUUACGUAUUAGAAUUUUCUUAAUUUUAAUCCUUUUUACGAUUUGUUGGGCAUCUUUUGUUUCAUCGAUUUCUCUUAUUUUCAUUUCAUCGAAGUAUAUAGAUACAUAUGGAGAAGUAACAUAUAUUAAAAAAAAAAAAAAGAAAAAAAAGAAAAAAAAAGAAAAAAAAAGAAAAAAGAAAAAAGAAAGGAAAAAAAGAUUUGCGCUUUUACUUCUCACUUACAUUUAUGAUACAUGUAUAAAGUACCUGAGAAAUCAAAAUAUUUUACGUUUAAUGAUAAUAUGCAGUAUCUCUUCGCUUGCAUUCAUGACGAUGCAUUUUUCAUUUUAUGUUUUUUUGUAUUUUUUUUUUUUUGUAUUUUAUAUUGACAUCCACUUAUCGUGGUUGUUUAAACUUACGAGAUGCGUUCGAUUGAUAAAUAUAUAACGAUCGUAUUCGCAUCUUCUGCAUGCGAAUCUUUUCCUUUAAAAUUAUUAUCUUUGAACGAUAUAAGAAUAUUUCUGUAAAAAAAAAGAAAUAAGGAAAAAAGGAAAAAAAGUAAAAAGAGAGAAUUACGAUCCUUACGGAAUAUUUGACGUUGCGUUGGUGUCUACAAGUUUUUUUGUGUUUUUAUUUUCUUUUUUUGUUUCUUUUCAUUUUCGUUUUUUUUUUGUUCUCUUUUUUUAUUACAAUUUACUACUCACACUAAUAAUUCCUUAUCCUUGCCGUUACUGUUUUUUCUUGUUAUUUAUUAUUACUUUGCUUAUAAAACCUGUAGACAAACCCACGAAAUCACGUCUCUAUUUUGUCUGUUUUUUUUUUUUUUUUUUUUUUUUUUUUCCUUUAAAGAAACUACUUGCUUUCUUGUAACGUGAGAAUGGCUCUAGAACAUAUUAAAAUUAUAUUUUCAAAAUCAAAUGUGUUAAAGAAUCUGGUUCGUUAUUUCACUGAAGUUAAACUUUAAAGAGAGAAAAAAAAUUACUAUGUUGUGUUAAAGAAUCUGGUUCAUUAUUUCAUUGAAGUUAAACUUUAAAAAGAGAAAAAAAUUACUAUUUUUCUAAGAUUUUAAACCUACAAGUAGCGAAGAGCAUCGAAACAAUCAAAAACUAAUCAGCGACUAACGAGCGUGAUUCUUAAAAAGAAAAAGAAUAAAAAGAGAGUAUUAAAAUUAUAUUAAUGGUAUGCUGAUCAUUUCAAUGUUAUAAGCUUGUUUUUAUUUGUAUAUGUCGAAUGGUAACGAAAAGUUUGUCUAUAUGUUAGUCUCUUGACAAGACUUUAAAAAUUAUUAUUAAUUAUUUUAGUAAACUUAUAAAUACAUAAAAGUUUAUAGAAAUGAACGAUAAAAUCGAAACAAUAAUAUUGAAAAAAAAUAACAAUUUUUUAUUAUUAAUUAUGUCAUUGUUCUUGCAUACAGACGAUUUUUCGUUACUCUGUCUAUUUCGAAAAGAUUGCUAUUGAAUUUCGCACUUUUAUAGUCAUACAAUAUAUCUUCAAGUAAUACCUGAACUCUAAAACACGUUGCCGAGAGAGAGGGGGGAGAGGGAGAGAAAGAGAGAGAGAGAGAGAAAGAAAGAGAGAGAGAGAGAGAGAGAGAGAGAGAGAGAGAGAGAGAGAGAGAGAGCGUAUCCGUAUUUAAAGAAACAUUGUGUAAUGUAUUUCGGCAUUUUGAAAUAAAAAUAAAUUGUAAAUUCUUGAA
Messenger RNA from Vespa crabro (European hornet), 10886 nucleotides. Its product is annotated as serine-rich adhesin for platelets. The record is from RefSeq and is a predicted model, not a curated record. Gene Ontology annotation, cellular component: membrane. Lineage: Eukaryota; Metazoa; Arthropoda; Insecta; Hymenoptera; Vespidae. The transcript has 22 exons. Bases 437 to 5407 code for a protein of 1656 amino acids.